AUGGAAGAAAAUGAUCACGGCAACAGAGACGUGGUGGAGCGGCAGGAGUCGGCGGAUGAAUCAAACAGAGCCAUCCUUCCCCUCUUACAGGCGCCGGGGAACCUGCAGAUCCCUCACCGGGUCACCAAUUUCUUCAUCGACAACAUCCUGCGGCCGGAUUUCGGACGGAAAAAGGACGGGGGCGCAAACCGCGAAGAGAGUAGCCUGGCAUCGCGGGAGAGCCACAACAGCCCCGCCGCACCUCAGACCGAGCCGGUGGGGAGCACGGUGCCGGCGGAGGGGACCUCCACUCCGCACACGGUUACCGGGACCAAGAAACCCGCUAUAGCCGCCGAAGAGCCCCUGAAACCCCGCGGGGUGAACGCAGACCAGUGCCUAAGCUCAGACUCAGACAGUUCCCAAGCCAGCUCAACCCCAUCCCAGUCCCAGCCCAUGCUGUGGCCAGCCUGGGUCUACUGCACCAGAUACUCGGACAGGCCUUCAUCAGGGCCAAGAUCUCGCAAACCAAAGAAGAAAACGACCAGCAAAGAGGACAAGCGACCACGGACGGCCUUCACAGCAGAACAGCUGCAAAGACUAAAAUCGGAGUUUCAGACAAAUCGCUAUCUGACCGAGCAGAGGCGGCAGAACCUGGCGCAGGAGCUGGGUCUCAACGAGUCCCAGAUCAAGAUCUGGUUCCAGAACAAGAGGGCCAAAAUCAAGAAGGCCACCGGCGCUAAAAACAGUCUGGCCUUGCACCUGAUGGCACAGGGACUGUACAAUCACGCCACCGUCACGUCGAAAGACGAAAAAUCAGACAGCGAUUGAUUUCCAGAGAAGUCACAGCAGCCUCCUGACGAAAAAGAACCUAUAGUAAUCCUAUGAUAGAUUUUUAUUGAGAUAUCACCGCAAAACUCUACCUACAGGAAUAUUUAAUGAUACCACAGCAGAUAAAAAAUACCAUAAAGUUCUAUUACUGUCACAACAGAUGGGUCCAGGACACCACAGGAAAUUAAAAAAAAAUAAAAAUAAAAGUACAAAGGAACAAUAAGGUCACUGGACUGCUAAGAGUCCCUACAGGAAUAUUUAAUAACACCACCAUAAGUCUCUAUAUGUUCCUAUAGGAAUAUUAUAGUGAUUUUUCGUUAUAUGGGAGGUUUUGUCAAGCCUACAAUGCAAUAAUUUCAUCGAAUAAAAGGGCCAGUGUGUAGAGUAUACCAGCAUAAAUUGUUUUAAAAAAAAAAAAAACAGAGAGAGAUAUUUCUGCAAUAUCACGUCUAUAAAAGAUGUUGUAUAAAGGUAUGUUUUCAUUGUUUGUCGACCCCCCCCCCCCCCCCACCCCGCCCCUACAGGAGGAACAAAUGCUUACAACCCUCAUUUUUAUAUAGGCCUACUGCUACCCAUGAUUGUCAUCAUUUUACAUUUAAAAACUAACUGGCACUUGACGUUUCCAUCUGUCAGUGAGGUGAACAAAACUGAAGUCCAAAGAAUAUUUUUCUGCUGCAUCCAGGCUACUGUGAAUUUAAAUAAAUGCUAACACGAUUUUA
Messenger RNA from Dicentrarchus labrax (European seabass), 1526 nucleotides. It is a transcript of the gene en2a, whose product is annotated as engrailed homeobox 2a. Bases 1 to 807 code for a protein of 268 amino acids. The record is from RefSeq and is a predicted model, not a curated record. NCBI's taxonomy places the organism in Eukaryota, Metazoa, Chordata, Actinopteri, Moronidae. Gene Ontology annotation, cellular component: nucleus. Gene Ontology annotation, biological process: multicellular organism development; regulation of transcription by RNA polymerase II; neuron differentiation. The transcript has 2 exons. Gene Ontology annotation, molecular function: RNA polymerase II cis-regulatory region sequence-specific DNA binding; DNA-binding transcription factor activity, RNA polymerase II-specific.